ACGGCGUAACGGUCGAAGGCGACCCGCUGCCCGCUCCGCCUCUUGCGGUUGAACAUCCUUCGAUAUGUUGCGUUUAAAACAACCAAAUGUCGUUUCAGCUGUGACUCUGCUGGUCGCCACGGAAACUGAGGGCUGAUUUUAAGACCGACUGGAUGAUAAAACAGGAUUUGGAGAGCCGUCCUGACCGCUAAGAUGAGGCGUCUGUCCAGAAGGAAAGCCCUAAGUCUGGUGAGGGAGCUGGACGCCUUCCCCAAAGUGGCCGACAGCUACGUGGAAACGUCUGCAUCCGGGGGGACAGUGUCCAUCAUAGCGUUCAGCGCCAUGGCGGUUCUGGCCAUCUUGGAGUUCUUUGUUUACCGAGACACUUGGAUGAAGUAUGAAUAUGAAGUUGACAAGGAUUUUUCCAGUAAACUAAGAAUAAACGUGGACGUCACAGUAGCAAUGAAAUGCCAGCAUGUGGGAGCAGACAUCUUGGAUCUGGCAGAAACAAUGAUCACAUCCAACGGCCUGCAGUACGAACCUGUUAUUUUUGAAUUAUCCCCACAACAGAGGCUGUGGCAAAGGACGCUGCAUCUCCUUCAGAGCAGGCUGAGGGAGGAGCACGCUCUGCAGGAGGUUCUGUACAAAACGCUGCUGCAGGGAGCGCCCACCGCUCUGCCGCCUCGGGAGGACGCUCCCAACGAGCCGCUCACCGCCUGCAGGAUUCACGGACACGCUUACGUCAAUAAGGUGGCAGGAAACCUGCACAUCACUGUCGGAAAGCCGAUUCACCAUCCGCAGGGCCACGCUCACAUCGCUGCUUUUGUGAGUCAUGAGGCGUACAACUUCUCCCAUCGAAUUGACCAUUUGUCUUUCGGCGAAGAGGUUCCAGGCUUAAUCAAUCCUCUGGACGGCACCGAGAAAAUCACCUACAACAAUAACCAGAUGUACCAAUACUUCAUCACAGUGGUUCCCACCAAGCUGAACACACACGUGAUCUCCGCAGACACACACCAGUUCUCUGUGACGGAGCGAGAGCGGGUGAUCAACCACGCGGCGGGCAGUCACGGUGUCUCUGGGAUCUUCGUGAAGUACGACACCAGCUCCCUGAUGGUGACGGUGAGCGAGCAGCACAUGGCGCUGGGACGCUUCCUGGUGCGGCUCUGCGGCAUCGUCGGGGGAAUCUUCUCCACCACAGGGAUGCUUCACAGCCUGGUCGGGUUCUGCUUCGACAUCGUCUGCUGUCGCUUUAGACUCGGCGCCUACAGACCCAGACAGGAGCUGCAGCUGAAUAACCUGAACAAUCACCAAGUUCCUCUUCUGGGGGGAAACGCUGCGCUCUAGUCUCACUGUGAUCUAAAGACCUUCAUCUCUGGAAGAUGUUUGUUUCAGUAAAAUUCAUCUUCUUCUCUGCACUGCAGGUUAAAUAUCCCCGUGUAACUGCAUUAAUUGUGUUUUUAGUCUGUGUAAAUUUGAGUUUUAAUUGUUUAAAACAAUGUCUUACGUUUUGUUAUUUAAUAGAUUAAAAGAAUGCAAACAA
Poeciliopsis prolifica (blackstripe livebearer) is the source of this 1519-nucleotide messenger RNA. Its product is annotated as endoplasmic reticulum-Golgi intermediate compartment protein 2-like. NCBI's taxonomy places the organism in Eukaryota, Metazoa, Chordata, Actinopteri, Cyprinodontiformes, Poeciliidae. Gene Ontology annotation, biological process: endoplasmic reticulum to Golgi vesicle-mediated transport; retrograde vesicle-mediated transport, Golgi to endoplasmic reticulum. The coding region runs from base 193 to 1323 and encodes 376 amino acids. The transcript has 14 exons. The record is from RefSeq and is a predicted model, not a curated record. Gene Ontology annotation, cellular component: membrane; COPII-coated ER to Golgi transport vesicle; endoplasmic reticulum.